Messenger RNA from Fomitopsis serialis, 852 nucleotides. RefSeq lists its product as uncharacterized. The transcript is spliced from 2 exons. Bases 1 to 852 code for a protein of 283 amino acids. The record is from RefSeq and is a predicted model, not a curated record. NCBI's taxonomy places the organism in Eukaryota, Fungi, Basidiomycota, Agaricomycetes, Polyporales, Fomitopsidaceae.
AUGGGUACUUACGCUAGAGAGCUCGUUGGCAUGGGCUACGGGUUCCCGCUAUGGGACCCGGAACCGGAGCGACAUGGGGAGGUCCUCAUCGGAGACGUUGGUUUCCUUGUGAAGGGCCGCUUCCAUCGCUUGUUCAAUCCAACGCUCCCCGCUGAGCAUGUAGUGAAUCAGGUCUGGGGCGUCCCCGACGUUUUCGAGGAACUCAAGAUCCCGGCUAACCUCUACAGCUACAAGGCUGCGGCUAUCUCCGCGGAUACGGUUUGCAGCAGGAGCUUUGUAAAGCUCGAUAUCAAUGCAACUGUCAAUGCCAAAUCCAUGGCUAAUCUGGGCCUUCACUUCCGGUGCACCGACAAUCAAGGUGCCGUCUUGGUGUUACCAACCAAAACGGCCGCGGGCGUGCAGCUGCUUCCGAAUUCAUUAGUGCCGAAGUUUAUAGGUCGCAAUCACGCCUACUGGUACGAGUUCGCCACGGAGAAGGCGCAGCUUGACUUGAAGCAACAGGACAUAAUUCUGGUCAGUGGUUGGGUCAAGACAGCUCGAUGGGCCGUUGCUGCCUUCGUCGACGGUGGUCGAGAAGUCGAGGUAUCGUUUCGUGCCGGACAGGCUACCCUAGCCGAUGCGUCGUUCUCGUUGACGGCAACGCAAAGUACCUCGAGAUCAUGGCAUCAGCAUUCUGGACCUGUUCUCGAUGAAAGUUUCGACGAAGGUUCGUCAUCGAUGGCACGUCGAACUCAGGAUCAGUGUGUGUUCCUACACUUCUACAAGAGCAAGCGUCGUCUGGGAGGGAUCCUGCCCAAGUUCUUGCCGAAGAAGAUGACGAUGAGGUCCCCAUGGUUCUUUCGGAUAGCAUGA